Molecule: messenger RNA, 854 nt
Organism: Humulus lupulus (European hop)
Lineage: Eukaryota; Viridiplantae; Streptophyta; Magnoliopsida; Rosales; Cannabaceae
Exons: 2
Coding region: 400-714 (104 amino acids)
Source: RefSeq, a predicted model, not a curated record
AUGUACAGUCAAUGUAAAAAAACAACAAAUAUGUUAUGAAGCUACAAAUUACCAAAAGACCAAAAGUUCAAGAAGUACAAUUACCAGAAAACCACCCCAACAUGUAACUAUUCACAUAAAAUAAUAUAAAAGCGGUUAUCUCCGGUGGCUUGGACAGUUGCAUUAAUUGUUCGAUGGGACAAACUACACUAUUUAACCUCACUUUUUAUCAAAAAUAGUGGUACAAUGUCAGUCGAAUAGUAGUACAAAUUGGGGCCCCCUUUAACUAUUUUAUGACUGAACCAUUCCGUGAACGGAAUAUAAUCCAAGACCAUAUAUAUAAAUAUUUAGAGACAUGUUCAAUGGGCAUCAAUUUUGACAUUAUUUUGAAUCCAAAGGUUAAAAUUAAAACAAAAAAUAAUGAAAGAAAAAACAUGUAAAACAAAACUUGCCUUCUCCUUCAUUUCAUUUACUUGGGUUUUUUCUUUCUUUAGCGUUUUCCGUCGUCGACGCUGGCUACCACAGUCCAUCGUCACCGCCAGCCAUUACCGAUCAUCAUCGCUUACUGUUACCGCCAUUGCGCCGGUGGCUUCUGCUGCAACUAGAGGUCAAGCUUUACUGGUUGUGGAAGGUGUGUGGAACCAGUUGCGGAGGGAGAGGAACGAUAAUAUAGCUGUGAUAAUAGAUGUUGAUACUGCCGAAAGACUUGAGGAGUUGUUUUUCCUUCCCAUAUGACAAUUUUAGGAAAUGACCAACACCACUUGUGAGCUUCUUAAAUGAGCAGCCUUCACAUUGUAUUCUCAGCCACAUUUAUUACCCUUCAAUGUAUUAUUACUAUUAUUAUUCUUUAUGAAAAGAUAUAUCAUGAACCACAA